This is a messenger RNA of Procambarus clarkii (red swamp crayfish), 972 nucleotides long. Lineage: Eukaryota; Metazoa; Arthropoda; Malacostraca; Decapoda; Cambaridae. The record is from RefSeq and is a predicted model, not a curated record.
AUGCAGUCCAACACAGCAGCCAUGCAGGACAACAUAGCAGGCGUGCACGACAACACAGCACCCAUGCAGGUCAACACAGCACCCAUGCAGGUCAACACAGCAGCCAUGCAGGACAACACAGCAGCCAUGCAGGUCAACACAGCAGCCAUGCUAGACAACACAACAGCCAUGCAGGUCAACACAGCAGGCAUGCUAGACAACACAGCAGCCAUGCUAGACAACACAGCAGCCAUGCACGACAACUCAGCACCCAUGCAGGUCAACACAGCAGCCAUGCAGGACAACACAGCUGCAAUGCUAGACAACACAGUGGCCAUGCAGGUCAGCACAGCAGCCAUGCAGGACAACACAGCUGUAAUGCUAGACAACACAGCAGCCAUGCAGGUCAACACAGCAGCCAUGCAGUACAACACAGCAGCCAUGCUAGACGACACAGCUGCCAUUCAGAUCAACACAGCAGCCAUGCAGGACAACACAGCAGCCAUGCUAGACAACACAGAAGCCAUGCAGGUCAACAGAGCAGCCAUGCAGGACAACACACUAGCCAUGCAGGUCAACACAGCAGCCAUGCUAGACAACACAGCUGCCAUGCAGGACAACACAGCAGCCAUGCUAGACAACACAGCAGCCAUGCAGGUCAACACAACGGUCAUGCAGGACAACACAGCAGCCAUGCAGGUCAGCACAACAGCCAUGCAGGACAAUACAGCAGCCAUGCAGGUCAACACAACAGCCAUGCAGGACAACACAGCAGCCAUGCAGGUCAACCCAACAGCCAUGCAGGACAACACAGCAGCCAUGCAGAACAACACAACAGCCAUGCAGGUCAACACAGCAGCCAUGCAGGACAACACAGCACCCAUGCAGGUCCACACAGCACCCAUGCAGGUCAACACAGCAGCCAUGCUGGUCAACACAACCGGUGUGCAGGACAACAUAGCAGCAAUGCAAGACAACACAGCAGCCAUGUAG